AUGGCACUAGGAAGAUGGACUUUUCCCAACAGUAGGAAGCCUUCUUCUGCUAGUUCUGGCGGCAAUCGCUCAAACGGCACAACAACACCAACCGACAACGAAACUCAAGAUCUCUCAAAAUCACAAUCUCGCAUACUACGAACCCUGACCGGAGGCUUCAGAUCCCACAAGCCUAAGAAGUCGGAAGAGCGCGACGAGUUUGCUCAUCUGAAUAAGCCAUUCACUCAGCAGAAUUUAGAACACCAGAAGAUACUGAACACCUUCGAAUGGAACUUUGGGAAGAGAAGGUCGAGCCAUGGUGGUCGAAGUAGUACGAGCGGUAUCAGUCCAAGUGCUUCGCGGAACACCAGUGUCGACCACAGCCACGUACCUCCAGACUCUGAUCCAAUAGAGACACGUCCUCGAUUCAACAGUGUCUUAAUCCAGGAGUCGCCUCGGGAGGACCCGCGAGAGGAGCAACAGACAUAUCCAACAGAGAGGAACUAG
Messenger RNA from Daldinia childiae, 486 nucleotides. RefSeq lists its product as uncharacterized. The record is from RefSeq and is a predicted model, not a curated record. The transcript has a single exon. Lineage: Eukaryota; Fungi; Ascomycota; Sordariomycetes; Xylariales; Hypoxylaceae. Bases 1 to 486 code for a protein of 161 amino acids.